CAAAGUUGAACUGGUUUGAUACCACAAGUGUCCAAAGUGCUGUUAUUACGGUAAUAACAUUGUGGUUUCAAAAACUUACAAAGAAAUGAACAAUAUCUAAAAAUGACACAGUCAAUAGUCGUUCAAGUUGGGCAGUGUGGAAAUCAGAUUGGAUGUAGAUUCUGGGAUUUGGCGCUAAGAGAACAUGCAAGUAGGAAUAAACAUGGUGUCUUUGAUGAGCCGCUCAGUUCAUUCUUCAGAAAUGUUGAUACCAGAUAUGAUGAUCCUGCUAAUAUACCAAUUGGGAUUGGUAAAAACAAGAUUAAAACACUCAAGGCUAGAGCUGUUUUGAUUGAUAUGGAAGAAGGUGUUGUUAAUGAUCUGUUAAAGGGACCGUUGGGUGAUGUGUUUGACUGCAGGCAACUCAUAACCGAUGUAUCAGGGUCAGGAAAUAAUUGGGCUGUGGGUCACAUGAUGUAUGGUCAGCAAUAUCGAGAAGAAAUAACAGAAUCAAUACGAAGAGCUGCUGAACAAUGUGACUGUCUACAGUGUUUUUUUGUUCUACAUUCCAUGGGAGGAGGUACUGGUUCUGGUGUUGGUACUUCAGUGCUCAGUUUACUCAGUGAUGAAUUUCCAGAUGUCUAUAGAUUUGUUACAGCUGUUUAUCCCUCGGCUGAAGAUGAUGUCAUUACAUCACCAUACAAUAGUGUUUUAGCAAUGCAUCAACUGACUCAGCAUGCUGACUGUGUUCUACCUGUAGAAAACCAGGCAUUGUAUGAUAUAUGUCACAAAAUCUCUCAAGCACUGCCACCGGAGAAGACUGGUAAAAGAAUGGUUGGUGGUCAUUCCAGAGUGAAAGCUGAUAGUGCUGUUACUGCUAGUGCUGGUGGUCUAGUGAAAAAGAGUGAUGAAAAACCAUUUGAUAAAAUGAAUAACAUUGUUGCUAAUUUGCUUCUCAAUAUGACAAGUUCUGCAAGAUUUGAAGGUUCUCUGAAUGUUGAUUUGAAUGAAAUUACGAUGAAUUUGGUGCCUUUUCCACAGUUACAUUAUCUUGUAUCCAGUCUAACUCCACUUUACGCAUUAUCUGAUAUAAAUUUACCUCCUAGAAGGUUAGAUCAGAUGUUCAGUGAUGCUUUCUCCAAAGACCACCAGUUAAUCAAAGCUGACCCAAAACAUAGUCUGUAUUUGGCGUGUGCACUGAUGUUAAGAGGAAAUGUUGAAAUAUCAGAUGUCAGAAGGAAUAUAGAAAGAUUGAAAUCUUCCUUGAAGUUUAUACACUGGAACCAAGAAGGAUGGAAGACUGGCCUUUGUUCGGUUCCACCAGUAGGCCAACCAUACUCACUUCUAACACUGGCAAAUAACACAUGUAUUAGACACACUUUUUCAGAUCUUAAAGAUAGAUUUGUUAAACUCUACAAAAGGAAGGCACAUGUACAUCACUAUACACAUGUUGACGGAAUGGAAAUGAGUCAAUUUUCUGAAAGUUUGGAAUCUUUAACAACAUUGAUGAAAGAAUAUGAAGGACUGGAAACUAAUAUGGGGAGGAUUGUGGAUGAUGUACACAGACUACAGAUUGCAUCAUGAAAUUGAUAUCAGUUAAAACAAUGCUGUAUAUAUUAAUAUACUUGUAAUUAUUUAUGAGAUAUGCCUUGAUCAGUCAGUUUACAUUCAGCUGGCCAUUUUUUAAAAACCUUCUCAAAACUUGCAAGAUGUGAUGAUUCAUGUGAGCUAUGUGACACUAAUAUGGGGAGAAUUUGCUUAAUACAGUGAUAAGUUCUGUAAAUAUUUUUAUACUGUGCAGACAUAAUUCAUGCAAAUUUGUAGUUACUUUGGUGUUCAAGUUAUUAGACACUUAAUAGAAUAGAUUACACAGUUAAGAUUACAGAAAGGGUAUGUUAUCAGCUAUAAGUUCCAUACAUAGUGGAGCUAGUUGGCGUUGACAACAUUCAUUAAAAUAUGCAUGUAAAAAUAUGUUUCAUUGCAUAAUAAUCGUGA
Messenger RNA from Saccoglossus kowalevskii, 1974 nucleotides. Its product is annotated as tubulin epsilon chain-like. Gene Ontology annotation, biological process: microtubule-based process. The record is from RefSeq and is a predicted model, not a curated record. Lineage: Eukaryota; Metazoa; Hemichordata; Enteropneusta; Harrimaniidae. Gene Ontology annotation, molecular function: GTP binding. Gene Ontology annotation, cellular component: microtubule.